This is a messenger RNA of Huiozyma naganishii CBS 8797, 1581 nucleotides long. It is a transcript of the gene HST1, whose product is annotated as histone deacetylase HST1. NCBI's taxonomy places the organism in Eukaryota, Fungi, Ascomycota, Saccharomycetes, Saccharomycetales, Saccharomycetaceae. The record is from RefSeq and is a predicted model, not a curated record. The transcript has a single exon. Bases 1 to 1581 code for a protein of 526 amino acids. Gene Ontology annotation, molecular function: NAD+ binding.
AUGCCACAGCAGCAGGCGAAGAAACCACGGAUAGAGUUGGGUGAGGGGGAUAAUGAAUCGCUAGCGCCCAGUGAGACCGAGAAUAGAAUUGAAUCAGAUGUUGUUUUGUACAGUACUGGGAAGGACGAGACGCUGAGGCCGAAAACACCCGAGGGUCCCGUGUUUUUGGAACAAUCUGUGGAAACACCUGGGAAAUACUACUUCCCGAGUAUAAGGAAACAGGAUACACAGAACGCGAGAAUGUUUUUGAAAUUCCAUGGGUUACGCCAGUUUUUGGACACGUAUUUGCCCGAGGAACUUAACUCUCUGUACGUGUACUACUUGAUUUGUCUCCUAGGGUUUGAGAUUAAGGAUAAAGAAAUGAUGGAUGUUAUUUCGGAACAUAUGAUACCGAGGGAUGCGUCACAGGGUGGGGUGCCACAGUUUAAACAGCAAGCGACGUCACCGCAGCGGCCUGGUUUCCAAGACCCACUGGAGAAGAAACAGGCUGUGAGACUGAUUAAGGACUUGCAAAAAGCGAUUAACAAAGUACUCGCUACAAGGUUAAGGCUGGCCAAUUUCUUCACUUUGGACCACUUCGUGGACAAGUUACAGUCAGCAAACAAAAUACUUGUUCUGACAGGGGCAGGUGUCUCGACAUCUCUCGGAAUACCGGAUUUCAGAUCGUCACAGGGACUCUAUUCAAGAAUCAAACAUUUGGGGCUAGACGACCCUCAAGACGUUUUCAAUUAUGAUAUAUUCAUGCAGGACCCGUCUGUUUUCUACAACAUCGCUCACUUGGUCCUACCACCGGAGAAUAUUUACUCACCGCUGCACAGUUUUAUCAAACUAUUACAGGAUAAGGGGAAGCUUUUAAGAAAUUACACACAAAAUAUCGAUAACUUGGAAUCCUACGCUGGUAUAAACCCAGAGAAGCUUGUUCAAUGUCAUGGAUCGUUUGCCACAGCGUCCUGUGUAACGUGCCAUUGGCAACUACCAGGUGAGAAGAUAUUCGAGUACAUCAGAAAUAUGGAGCUGCCCCUAUGCCCCUACUGUUACCAAAAGAGAAGGGAGUAUUUCCGUAUGGAGGGUGAUCCCGAUAAUCCAAUUGGAGACGACGUUACUUUGAAUUACAUCCCUGGCACAGUCUUAAAAUCUUACGGCGUACUGAAACCUGAUAUAACUUUUUUCGGGGAGGCGCUGCCAUCAAAAUUCCAUAGGACUAUCAGAGAGGACAUCGAUAAGUGCGACUUGCUAAUUUGUAUAGGUACGAGUCUAAAAGUUGCACCUGUAUCAGAGAUUGUCAAUAUGGUACCCGCUCAUAUCCCACAGGUGUUGAUCAACAGAGACCCAGUGAAGCAUGCAAACUUUGACUUGAACUUGUUGGGACUUUGUGACGAUGUGGCCGCUUUGGUUUCGCAAAAAUGUAAUUGGGAUAUCCCACUUCAGAGUGGGGACAACCUGAGGGACAAAAAAAUAGAUUUUAUUGAGCGUGAGACAGGGUACUACGAUGUUAUCGCAGACGCAGGUUUGCAAAAAAAUGCUGAACUAAACGGUGCUAAUACAGUAGACGAAACUGGGAACGGGAACAGUGACAGGUAA